Messenger RNA from Plectropomus leopardus (leopard coralgrouper), 5029 nucleotides. It is a transcript of the gene nhlrc2, whose product is annotated as NHL repeat containing 2. The record is from RefSeq and is a predicted model, not a curated record. Gene Ontology annotation, molecular function: protein binding. NCBI's taxonomy places the organism in Eukaryota, Metazoa, Chordata, Actinopteri, Perciformes, Serranidae.
GUUGUGAGUUUACCUAGGAGGCUGGUUGUUGUUGGAAACAUGGCGUCCCGGUGCAGCCUCUCUACUCUAUUUCCUAUCCAAAGUCAGCUGGAUUUCGCCCUAGAUGACGCUACGACCCAAGAAGAGAAAGAAAAACUUGUUUACGAGUAUUUGAAAAAACUAGACGAGAGAGAGGAUCUGAAGAUACCCGACUUCCAGCCAGGCUUGGAAUGGCUCAACACGGAGGGGCCUCUGUCUUUGAACAAGGAGCUGGCUGGUAAAGUGGUGCUUCUGGACUUCUUUACUUACUGCUGCAUCAACUGCAUGCACAUCCUGCCUGACCUGCACCAGCUAGAGAAGAAGCACUCUGCCAAAGAUGGAUUGGUUAUUGUUGGUGUGCACUCAGCUAAAUUCCCCAAUGAGAAGGUCCUGGACAACAUCCGAAGCGCUGUGCUCCGCUAUGACAUCUGCCACCCAGUGGUGAACGACAGUGAGGCACAUCUCUGGCAUGAACUGGAGGUGUCCUGCUGGCCCACACUGGUCUUACUGGGCCCACGUGGCAACCUGCUCUUCUCCCUAGUGGGCGAAGGCCAACACGACAGGAUGAUGCUUUUUACUGACAGUGCCCUUCGUCACUACAGUGAGCAGGGUCAGCUAAAAACGCACACAGUGGGUAUCAAGCUGUACCGAGACUCCCUGCCACCCAGCGUCCUGUCUUUUCCCGGGAAGGUGGCCAUAGACAACAGCAAGAAAAGACUGGCCAUAGCAGACAGCGGGCAUCACCGCAUUCUGGUGGUGGCCACCACUGGACAGCUGUUAUACAUCAUAGGAGGGCCUAAAAGCGGACGCCAAGAUGGCGACUUGUCCGAAGCAUCCUUCAACUCUCCUCAGGGCGUGGCAAUUAAAGGGGACACUGUGUAUGUGGCUGACACAGAAAACCACCUCAUCCGAAAGAUUGACCUGUCAGAGGGAAGAGUCAGCACUCUGGCCGGUGUCGGUGCUCAAGGCACAGACAAAGAGGGAGGCGCUAUGGGACCUCAGCAGCCCAUCAGCUCUCCUUGGGAUGUGACUCUUGGCACUGCCGGCGGUGCUGAAGAUAACGUGCUGUGGAUAGCCAUGGCAGGGAACCACCAGAUCUGGGCUUUGUUCCUAGCGGAUGGGAAACUGCCCAAAGGAAGUGAGUCCAAGGCGGGGACGUGUGUGCGAUGGGCAGGCAGCGGCAACGAGGAGAAUCGAAACAACGCUUACCCCCACAAGGCUGGCUUUGCUCAGCCUUCAGGUUUGGCUUCAGCCCCAGAGGAGCCCUGGGGCUGCCUGUACGUGGCCGACAGCGAAAGCAGCACUAUCCGCACGCUGGCACUGAAAGAUGGAGCCGUCAAGUUACUGGUCGGGGGAGAGAGAGACCCGCUGAAUCUUUUCGGUUUCGGGGAUGUAGACGGGAAAGGGGUUGACGCCAAGCUGCAGCAUCCUCUCGGUGUUGCCUGGGCUCCUGAACAAAGCCUGCUCUAUGUGGCUGACUCCUACAACCACAAGAUCAAGGUGGUGGAUCCAAAGGUAAAGCAGUGUUGCACACUAGCGGGGACCGGAGAGGCUGGAGAUACUCUGGGCCCUGAUUUUGACAAAUCCUGCUUCAAUGAACCUGGAGGAAUCUGUGUUGGUGACAAUGGCAAGCUUCUCUACGUGGCCGAUACCAACAACCACCAAGUCAAAGUGCUGGACCUGACCUCUAAGACCGUUUCACUGUUCCCCAUCCCGGCAGACUGCACAGAUUCGGUACCUUCAAAAUCUUUGGGUCCUGCCAAAGCCCCCACGCUGCCCAAAUCAGCUGCCAGGAAAGAAUUGCCACCAGUGGCGGUGUCAGCGGGCCAAACUCUCGUCAUGUCGCUCAUGCUGUCGCUUCCAGAGGGAACCAAACUCACCGAAGAGGCCCCCAGCUGCUGGGCUCUCUCAGCUGAGGGUAACGAGUGGCUGCUAGACAGUCAGGUGGUUACUGGUGACAUCGUGGAUCUAUCGAAGCCCCUCUCUAUCUCAACCAAACUUCCAGCAGCUAUAAAGGACUCGAACAGCAAUCCAAGCCUCACUGUGGGUGUAUGGGUGUACUACUGUAUGAUGGCAGGUAAAGCUUGUAUGAUGAAAGCAGCCACCUUCACCCAGCCUCUUCAAAUAAGUGCCAGUCAUGGAGAGGGAGAAAUCACUGUGGCGUUGGCUCAUGCCUUCUAAACCUCCUAACCCAUCUGAGUCACAACUAUCACAGAAGUAACUCUUUCAUUUCUGUGCUCGGCUCCUGUUUUGUUCAUAGAUCUGGAAAAACUCUGAUUAUCUCUUUUGACAAAAAUGCAAUUUAUACAAAUCUGAUUUUCAGGGGAAUUUAAUUUCAAACUACUCAGAAGCCCCCUUUACGAAACAUAAUGCAUCAGUGCUGUACUGUCAUUUAUUGAUAGAAAUGUUAACAGUUACAUCCCUAAGCAUGUUGUAAAGCUUGUGCCACAAAUACAACUACAGCUUUAAAAUCCAUAUCCAUAUUUAUUUAUGCAAAUUCCUACAAGGACUCCCAAAGUUACCUUUGUAUUUAUAAAACUGUGUCGCAGGACUAAAUUAUCAUAGAAAAAAACACGUUCUGUGGAUUCAAUGAGAAACGUAUUGUUAUGAUUAUCUAAUUGACAGGUGGGGAUGAUGGUGUCAGUGGUGGAGAGAGGAAUAAAUAUAUUUCUAUCUUUUAAUGAUGUUGUGGGGGAUCUAAAAUACUUUUGAAUAAUAAAGAUAAAGUAAAAGCAAGCUUCAUAUUUUCACCUGAACCACCAAAAAGAUGUGAAUUUCAAAGACUAGACUGUUUACAUUCAGAUGUUGUGAACAAAGUUGUUUUUUUUUCCUCCCACAACUUCCAUGAAGUAAUUAUUGCUGCUUUUGAAAAAGUAGCGGUAACCUUCGGUUUGUGUUUGAAACAAUUACUUACAAACAAUAACAAAGUAAUUACAUCUUAGGAAUUUAAAAAAAAGAAACAGAUGUUCAGUGGAGCCAUUAUGCGAUUCAGACUUGGAGAAAGAUCUAUUCUGACUUUGCUCGCACAAGCAUUUCUUUUGAAUCCAAAUAUUGAGUUAUGGCCCGUUUAUCAAAAAUAUAAUGAAGAGAUUUCAUUAUUUAUUCAUUAUUAAGAAACUAACAUUUUUAAAGCUUUUGUUUUAUAUACUAUGCAGGAAUUGACGGUUACUUUUUGUAAACACAUCAGUCAAACUUGGCCCCUCCUCCCUGCAAUGCUUGUACGUACUACUCUGCUAUUGUACGAACAUUACAUUUGUUGUAAUGGAAAGUCCAUUACUUUAACCCCAGAUUCCCUCUAGUAUUGGAACAAGUUUUGUCCGCUUAGCGAUUCACUUUACUAUAUUUUUGUUGUUGUUUUUUUUUUUUUUUGUUCUUGUUUUUUUGUUGUUGUUGAUUUUUCAGCUCUGUCUGUAAUUUUCUUACAGUCUGGCACGUGUCGGACAAGAAACUGAGUAUGUUUUCUUUGUGGACAAAAUAAGGCAUUUGAGGGCAUCAUCUGAGGCUUUGGGAAACAUUUAUCAACAUUUCUUUUACAAUUUUAACAACACAUUAAUCAACAAUACAAAUAAUUGUUGGUGUAGUAUUAUGCAAAAUAACAAGAAAAUUAGAAGUCAAAGCAAAGUCUCUGCCAAUAAAACUGCAAAUUUUCUCCCCUCAAGCAUGCUAACUAGCCAAAUGUCUAAAAAAUGCAGCACAAGUUGGGCGAGAGAAAAAAUUGUUGUCAUUGGUCCUUGAAAAGUCAUGGAAAGUUGUGAAAUUUUGUCCAUGAAAAUGUGUGGAAACCCUGAUAAACACACUGCCAAAUAUCUAGAGGCUUAUAAGUGAUGAUUGAGAGGAUUUAGUUGUCUUACUUGUCGAUUUACUGAGUUGUUUUUUAGGACAUAUCCUGCAUAGUAUAUCUUUGAUUUGUUCCAAAGAAAGAAUUAAUAGAAGAAUAGAAAUUAAACUCAUGUCCUGAGAGGUCUUGAGAGGUUAAUGGGAAGUUAUCAAUGCAAAGAUUCACAUUUUUAUUAUUAAUAUAUUAGAAAGCGUAUUGAGUUUACUUUGUACUUUUUUUAAUAUGCAUCCAUGUAUACUGUAUUUUUGGUUGCUUUAGUUUACGGUCAGUCCACUUGGACGGUGUCUUCAGGCGCAGUAAUCGAGCUUACAUACAUUUUUGUCUACCUUCUGUGUUUCACCUGUCUUAAGUUGUUUACAAAGUUCACGCUCACAGCUCAAAGCUUUGUUCCGUGUCUCCGCUCCCUGUAUGACUGAUUAUACUUUUGAUUAUGCACGACACAAGGAGCCCUUUUGAUUCAGACAACAAAACGUUGCUGUUAUUUAAGUCAUGAAUAAAGUGCCUGUUUCUGAUGAUAGGAGGCAACUACUUAUGAACUGAUGACACGGAACGACUGCUGCGUGUGCGCUCAGAGGGAUUUUAAGAAAAGACUGAUUAAAAUCUCUCCAAAGUACAUUUAUAUGCCUCGUCUCUUCUCCACAAGGGGAACAUAAUGUAAAAGGGAUGCUCUAAUUAUGCUACCAUAAUAAUCUGUGUAUUUUGUUGUGUAACAUACAAUAAUAUGUUAAUGUGUUAUCAUCAUUUCCCUUUAUUGGUUCUCAAAGUUAUGAACUUUUGUCAGAAAUGGGGGUGAGUGUUUCAACUGUCAUCAUUGCGCUUAUCAGUUCUUAUUUGGUUUGGAUCACUCGGCCCAAGUGCCUUGCAAAAAAGGAGUGCCACUGUAUGGAGCAUGUGAAUGCGAUGACACUUAAACUGCAUCAAAAGCAAUACCAAUAUAUUUCUGUAAUGGGAGAAAUGUUUUAUUCCCACAAGUUAUUUAUUUCCAAUGAACUGCAAGAGUGUGUUUUCUCAGCUGUGUUAUCCCUCUGGCGUUUUUUAAUGAGCAGUAAUGAGCUCGCUGGUGGGCAUUAAGUUCCUUGAUAUUGUUUUCCAGCUCUCACUUGAUUUCUUUUUCUCUCUCAGUGCUGCACUUUAAGACGCAACAGAGUAAAGUAAUAAAGCAUUUUUAUCAAA